This is a messenger RNA of Sebastes umbrosus (honeycomb rockfish), 4365 nucleotides long. RefSeq names its product netrin receptor UNC5D-like. The transcript has 19 exons. Gene Ontology annotation, cellular component: membrane. Gene Ontology annotation, molecular function: netrin receptor activity; protein binding. Bases 392 to 3211 code for a protein of 939 amino acids. NCBI's taxonomy places the organism in Eukaryota, Metazoa, Chordata, Actinopteri, Perciformes, Sebastidae. The record is from RefSeq and is a predicted model, not a curated record. Gene Ontology annotation, biological process: netrin-activated signaling pathway.
UUGCAUUCAGCCACCUGUUCCUGUUCACCAAUUGCUCCCUCUUGGAUCUGUUGGACUCCCACCUCAUCUUCAGUCGGGCUCUCGCGCGCUCUCCCUAAUUAUUCCCCUCUCUCUCAGCAGAGAGCGGACUGCUCCAAGCUCCGCACCUCUUUCUCUCCAUCUCUCUCCAUCUCUCUCUCCAUCUCUCCCUCCCUCCUUCCGCACUGCGAUACCCCGAGCUCCACGUCUCUCCUGGCGGACACUAACACCUCCAACACCCAACACCUGGACCAGGUUGUCCUGGUACUACCGCGUGGGGAAGAGGAGCAGCCAGCAGACGACUAAUGCCGGAGCCGGAGACAAGAGUCCUGCUGCGCCCCCGGAGCCCCCGGAGCCUCCACACAGAGCAGUGAUGAUGGGACAGCUCUCUGGAGGAUGCUACCUGAGUUUGGGCAUCCUCGUGCUCCUCGGUUCGCAGGUGCCGGCCACGUUAGCGAGAGGCCCCCGAGGUGAAGCCCUGCAGCAUGGCCAGUCUGGGACACUGCCCCACUUCCUGGAGGAGCCCGUUGACGCUUACAUCGUCAAGAGUAACCCCAUCAAGCUCCGGUGUCAAGCUCGACCCGCUCUUCAGAUCUUCUUCAAGUGCAACGGCGAAUGGGUCCACCAGAGCCAGCACCUGUCCCAGGAGCACACCGACCUGGGGACAGGGCUGAAGAUCCGCGAGGUGAUGAUCAACGUGUCCCGUCAGCAGGUGGAGGACUUCCACGGCCCGGAGGAUUACUGGUGUCUGUGUGUCGCCUGGAGUCACCUGGGAACCUCCAAGAGCCGCAAGGCAACUGUCCGCAUCGCCUACCUGAGGAAGAACUUUGAGCAGGACCCCCAGGGCACCGAGGUGCCUCUGAAUGGCAUGAUUGUGUUGCACUGUCGUCCCCCAGAGGGAGUGCCCGUGGCUGAGGUGGAAUGGCUGAAAAAUGAAGAACCUCUCAACACUGAUGGCGCCGACGACUCAAGAGGCGACCAUAAUCUCCUCAUAUCCGAAGCUCGUCUCUCCGACUCCGGAAACUAUACCUGCGUAGCCAGCAACAUCGUGGCCAAGAGACGCAGUGCCACGGCCACCGUUAUAGUCUACGUGAACGGAGGCUGGUCAUCGUGGACGGACUGGUCACCAUGCAACGUACGCUGCGGUCGCGGUGUGCAGAAACGUUCUCGCACUUGCACAAAUCCAGCUCCUCUCAACGGGGGAGCCUUCUGCGAGGGCAUGUCGGUACAGAAGAGCACCUGCAACACACUGUGUCCAGUGGACGGCAGCUGGGGGGAGUGGACCGAGUGGACGGUGUGUAGCUCCGACUGCGACAGGCAGCGCAGCAGAGAGUGCACCGCUCCCGAGCCCAAACACGGAGGACGGCUGUGCGACGGCGUGGCGCUGGCUACAGACAACUGCACCGGCGGCCUCUGCACACAGAAUCGAAAGUUGCUACAUGACGCUAAGCCACAGGGUGUGGAGAGCAGCAGCGACGUGGCCUUGUACUCGGGCCUGGCUGCGGGGGUGGUGACGGUGGUGCUGCUCAUCGUCGCUGUCACUCUCUACCGACGGAGCCAGAGUGAGUACGGUGUCGAUGUCAUCGACUCCUCCGCCCUCACUGGGGGCUUCCAGUCCUUCAGCUUCAAGACCUCUCGUCAAGCGAACCCUCUGCUUAUUAAUUCCUCCAUGCAACCUGACCUGACAGUGUCGCGUACCUACACCAGCCCCAUGUGUUUCCAGGACUCUAUUGACAAGGAGCUGAUGGCCGAGCGCUCGCUCCUUGACCCGCUGCCUGAUCUCAAGGUCAAAGGAGUGGUGGAAAGGGCAGAGUACCAUGUCAUGUCGCACCCUCAGACAUUCCCAAGGGGCCUGGCUCCAGACUACAGAGGGGUUGCAGUUGGGACGACGCUGGGCCGAAGAGGCAAAAACCUCUUCGCUCCGCAAGUCUCCUUGACUCCCAGCAGGCCUCACCACAAAGCAACCGCCGUGUUCGGUCAUGCUGGAGGCAGGCUGGUGGUGCCUAACACAGGUAUCAGUCUGCUGGUGCCUCAUGGGGGGAUCGCAGAAGACAUUACCUGGGAAAUGUACAUGAUCAUCAACCAGGAGGACAGCAGUACUGUGUCCGAGGACGGGCCAGAGAUCUUCUUGAGCCCCGCAGUCACGUACGGCCCACCAGGCCUCGACCUGUCCUGUCCCAUCGCCAUGACCAUAGCCCAUUGUGCGGAGGUGGCUGCCGAUAAUUGGACCAUCCGGCUAAAGAGACAGAUGCAGGACAACAAGUGGGAGGAAGUGAUGUCCGUGGACGAGGAAAGCGCGUCCUGCUACUGUCUGCUGGAGACCCAGAGGUGCCAUGUGCUGCUGGAGCAUCCGGGUCGCUACGCGCUGGUGGGGGAGCCGCUGAACCAGGAGGCGGCCAAGCGGCUGAGGCUGGCUGUGUUUGGUAGUCCGGACACCAGCAACUCCCUGGGCUUCACCCUCAGGGUCUACUGUGUGGACGACACGCCACAUGCAUUUCAGGAGGUGGCGGUUGGCGAGCGCAGCAGGGGCGGGCGGCUGCUGGAGGAGCCCAAAAUGAUGCUGUUCCGAGGGAACACUUUCAGCCUCCAGGUGUCCAUCCAGGACGUCCCACAGUUACUCUGGAGCAUCAAGCCUUUCACCACCUGCCAGGAGUUCUCCUUUUCUCAGGUGUGGGCCAGUAACCAGCGUCCCCUGCAGUGUGCCUUCUCUCUGGAGCGAUACAGCCACUCCUCGUCCCAGCUCUCCUGCAAGAUCGGCAUCCGCCAGGUCAAAGGCGAGGAGCAGAUCCUCCAGGUCUACACGUCCGUGGUGGAGAGCGAAAAGGGAGUGGUUCCCUUUUUCACUCAGUCAGACUGUACCAUCACCUCCCAGACAGGGUCAAGGGCCUUUAAAAUCCCACUGUCCAUCCGUCAGCGGAUCAGCGCCACCUUCGACACCGCUAACGCCAAGGGGAAGGACUGGCAGCUCUUGGCUCAGAAGCUCCAUAUAGACAGGAACCUGUGCUACUUUGCAUGUCAGGAGAGCCCAUCGUCAGUGAUUCUGAGUCUGUGGGAAGCCCAGCACCAGGACUCGGGGGACCUGGACUCUCUGGCCAGUGCCCUUGAGGAAAUCGGCAAGGUCCAGUCCCCAAGGACCGCCACUCUUGGCUGCAGCAGAGAAGAACGGGACUCAGAAUUCACUAAACUUGGGUAGACGGCAGAUCAAAACAAUGAUGAACCUUUACUGCAUGAACACUGAUGAUCAGGUGUACUAGCUAACCUAUGGUGAAGAGGAGGAGGAGGAGACGCAAAGAGGACAGCAGGGAAACUCAGUUUUGGACUGUUACUAAAGGAACACCUCUGCUAAACCAAAUAGCACAUACAGACAGACGGGAACAACGAGGAACAACCAAGAGAGUGUCAUUGAGAGACACCGACAAAACAUUUAAAGGAAUAUAAGCGUCCCACACCCACCUAUGAUUGAGAAAUGUCAACCUGACAGGUUUGAUAACCUGUAUUCAAAGGAUUAUGGAUAUCCGCGUGAGGAGGACUCUCCAUGUUUAGGAUGGAGUGUGUUUUGGACCGACUGCCAAUCAGGCUGGUGUUGUGACCUUCCCCGGAUCGGAUGUGCUGGCACUUGCCCUCAAACAGUCCUCUGGGCUGUCAGAAAUGUUUAGUGUAAUGUCAUUUUGUUGUCAUUCAUUCUCCAGAUCCCCUAAUGCUUCUUUUUUUUCUGUUCUACAGCGUGUCUCUAAUGUUGGUGGUGGAGUUAGAGGAGAAAAACAGGAAGUAAGAAAUAUUUAUUUGUGUCAGGAGUUUGGGUCAGAGAGUCUGACACCGAUUAGCAUUUAAAAGUAAAAGUACGGCUGUGUAAGAGAUGACUGUAUAAACGGUGCUAAAUUGGCGUCGAUCACAUGGAUAACAAUCAUUUUAAGAAACACCCACAUGUAGAACGUUUUCAACCCCACUAGCAGAACACAAAACAAAGCCCGCAGAAGAGGAUAAGUUAUCCCAAUGUACAAUGCAACGAGGUGCACCUCAUGUCUAAUCAUCAUCUUCUGGUUCUUUUUGUAGGAAAAUUGAUGUGUGUGAUAAGUGACUUCAUACCAGACAGACAGUGGGAACACUACAUACACUGCAAACUGUCCGCGCUGGUUAAGUGGUGUGUACUUUCAAGGCCCUCUGGGACUUUUUUGAAUUUGAUGUGUGGCUUGAUUUGAGCUGCCUUUUCUUUUUUUUUUUUUUUGGAUCAUACCUGGAUUUCAUUAUUUGGAGGCGACACUCACUCAUCGCUCCUCUGUCCAUCUCUUUCCCAGCCGGAGUCGCUCCACCUGCCCCCUAAACAUGAUAAAGUGACUUUGUGUUGAA